AUGAGUAUCGAUCUUGACAUGCUCCGAGCGUAUACGGCUGGUCACUCCAUUGAUAAAACCUUGCGGUUAAUGCUGGAUGCUGCAGCAGCGUCCUUGAAGGGUGAUGAAGGGCGUGGGUAUCAGUCGCUACCCUCGCCAGGAACUGAGCUCUUUGUGCAGCACUUAUCGGAAUCCGCUGCUCGUGGACGUGAGAACUGCCCAGCGGAGUGUGAAGUAGAGGUUGCGCCUCCCAGUGAUGACAAUUGUGUGAUCAAUGAAGAGUGUAGGAAAGAGAACGGUUCACUGUUGGAAAAGGGGAGUGCACCAUCUAGCAGCGCAAGGCGCACGUUCCAUGAAGAAUUACAGCGGAUAUUGGCCGUUACAGCGACUGAGAAAUCCGUAUACCUGCGAAAGGAGAUUGAGGAGCAAUUCAAUAUAUUCGAUGUGUUGCGUGAUAAUUACCUUGCGACACCUUACGCCUUUCUCUCCAGCUAUGCCAUUUGUAUGCCCUUGAAAGAUCGCCGGCUGCUAGUGGAGGAAUAUUACAGUGUCAACGAGGAGGUGCUCAAAUUCUUCUUUGGAGACGGUAUGCACAAAAUGGAGCCUGACGGUGAGCCGGAAACGCGCUUUCUUUUUUGGAGUCGGCGCCCGAAGCGCUGUGACGAUCGUGAAAAGCUCAGAUGUGCAGGUAUUAGCGACGGCUCUCUAAAGCGACAGUGGGAAAACCUCAAGCACGUGUGCACUUUCUUGCACUCUGCGUAUCGUGGACGUGGAGGCAAGGUGAUUUCGCGGAACACACCCCUGUUAACAGCUUUACAGCGAUGCUUUGCUCUCCGUGGCCUUUUGGGGGUAGACUACGCUACCUUUGUUUUUGGAUUUGAACACCAACUAAAGAAUCGUUUCUGUGAAAAAUUGUCAUACGCGGAAUGCACGAAUUUGUGCAAUGUCUUAGCCACCAUGUGGUGCGAUGGGUCGAGGUUGAUGCUGAGGCAGAGUUUCUGCAAUGCAUGCGCACGAAUUGCUCGUCUGCUCGACGAAAACCGUGUGAUAGCAGAAAUUCAUCAGAUGAUGUUUGGGGAGGCGAUGCGACCGCGGUGGCAACAGCAGUUGGAUGGGAUGCAGCGCGUCAUAGCAACAAAUAAGGGUGCCUGUAGUGCAAACAACAGCCGAACUGAGGUCGCGACCCCAGCGCCAGUGGCACCACCAGCAAUGGCGAGCGUUUCUGUUGACGUACUCCCACCGGACGCUGAUGACCGAUUUCUUGAUUCGGAUUCGCGUUCCCGUGUGGUAUCGGCGGAUGUUUCACUAAAGAGGGAGGGGGAUUCGUGUGCCUUCGCCUCAUCACAUGGGGUCCCAGCCGCUUGUCAGGACAGUAACAACACGGUCGCUACAGUCAACUUAACCGUUGGUAGUCCGGCGACAGUUGGUGCCGCCGUACCGUCGAACACCGGCCCAAGUUUUGCUCAUCUUAGCGCCAACGGUGCAUUUUCAAGAAGGUUCAUUUUCGAAUACUCUUCCAUUAUCAAGUUUUUGAGUCGCAUUGCCGCUGUCAUUGGGAGCUCCGGGGCCAUGUGUGAAGCUCUGGACAUAUUUUACAACCGAGUGUACGUUUCACUCGAGAGUUUGGGAGCGCGAUCGGCAUCCUCUCCAGGUGGUGAGUCCAACAUCACCCGAACCGGAGCGGUUUCUUCUCCAGUGGUUGACACGAAGAGGAACAACACUGUUGUUGGUUUUUCCAAGCCUGUAGGUACUGUCACCGCCACUUCAUGUGCUGAUGACAGCGGUUUCGUUGCUAGGUUACCUAAGUGGAGUCAGUCUAAUUCUGAUGAAAGAGUUCCUUUGUUGCCCGGAACUCCCGCUAGUGGGGCUGCCAGCGCACCUUGCGUGAUCGAAGCGUGCACGCGGUGCUCGAAGGGACAACAACUCCCCGUCAUGCAACGUACAAUGUCGUGUGCUGGUGUCGCGUCGAGCACUAACAUCGCUGGGGCGGCUGACUGGGGCGUCCACCUCCGAGAGGCGUGUGUGUUUUUCAGAAUGUUGCCGAACGUUUUUGCGAAACUCACUCAAAUCACGGAGGAGGAUCACCUGGAGUGUGACAAUGAGUUUACAAGUUUAGUAGUUACACUUAAGAUGCUUGUGCAAAUCAUUAUGGCUUCUGAAGAUCGUAAUAUUGCCGGUUAG
Messenger RNA from Trypanosoma brucei brucei TREU927, 2160 nucleotides. RefSeq lists its product as hypothetical. Bases 1 to 2160 code for a protein of 719 amino acids. Gene Ontology annotation, cellular component: nucleus. The record is from RefSeq and is a predicted model, not a curated record. Lineage: Eukaryota; Euglenozoa; Kinetoplastea; Trypanosomatida; Trypanosomatidae. The transcript has a single exon.